UGGCGGGCUUGCAUCUGCCAUGCUCUUCAGUCGCGCUUGGUCCUUGAGUGCGACAACUCAACCCGCUCGCGCUGAGAUGGUGGUGACUGAGGGAGACGGAAGUGGAGGCGGAGAACGAAGAGGUGGAGGUGGAGAACGAGGUGUUAGGCGGGGAAGUGGAGGAGGGUUGAACUGUUGGAGAACGCGCUCGGGGUCCAUGCAGUGCCUGGCGGCCCUUGUUGGAGGGUUUGUGUUGGGGCUGACGCUGGCCCUCCUUCACUCCGCGGCAUUUUACUUACCGAGCGCCACGCAUCAUCAGGAACAGAGGGAUGUGAUGGGCGUCUCUUGGGAGAACAGCGUGCAAGAGCCAUCGCCACAGGAACUAAACGUGGCGAAAAAUCCCGCAGAGUUUCGACCGCUCCCCGCACGCAGCUUGCCGCCCAGACACCGAGAUACUUGUUACGGCACCGUCGCCCAGCGUCUCUUCGAAAAGGUCCGGAUCCUAUGCCUCGUGGUGACGUACCCCGCCCACCACGCCUCGCACGCCGUCCACAUCUACAGAACCUGGGGUCGGAGAUGCACCAAAAUCCUCUUCGUCACCAACCCUGAUAGCGAAGAGAAAGGAGAGGAAAAGCAACAACAAGAAGAAGGAGAGGAAAGAGAGGAGGACGAAAGCGUGCUGGAUUUGCCGCUGCUGACCGUCCCGCACGCAAUGGGCGACCGGAGCGGACUGUGGAACAAGACGAGGGAUGCCUUUCGCCACGCCUACCUCCAUUACUACAACGACUACGACUGGUUUGUGAAAGCCGAUGACGACACCUACUUCAUCAUGGAGAAUUUGAGGUACUGGCUGCACGACAAAGAUCCGGAAGUCCCGUAUUAUUAUGGAUGCCAUUUUGAUGUCAUCGUACCGCAGGGAUACAUGAGCGGCGGCGCAGGAUACAUCCUGAGCCGCGGCGCCCUCCAAGCCUUCGUGGACGCAGGCCAGGACAACCAGACGCUCGCCUACUCCCAGGGGGCUGAAGAUGUCCAGAUGGGAUACUUCAUGGAGGCAGCAGGAGUCCGACCUGGGGAUUCGAGAGAUGAAAAGGGACGCCCCAGGUUCUUCCCUUUCAUUCCUUCGGACGUAGUGGUUCCUAAGAUGAAAAACCUCGACUACUGGUACUGGGAGAACCUCGCUCACGAUCACGAGCAGGGGUUAGGCUGCUGCAGUGACACCACCAUUUCUUUCCAUUAUGUGAAGGAGGGUCUACUUUACACUCUUGAAUUCUUAAUCUACCACUUCAAAGCAUAUGGCCUUGGGGUACCUGCUAGAGACUGCUGACAAUGGCUCUUCAGUAUAGUGUAAAGAAAUCAGUAGUAUAAGAAGAAAGGACAUGCUGUGAUAAGAACUUGGAAGGAAAAUGAGAAGUGGG
Molecule: messenger RNA, 1394 nt
Organism: Penaeus vannamei (Pacific white shrimp)
Lineage: Eukaryota; Metazoa; Arthropoda; Malacostraca; Decapoda; Penaeidae
Product: glycoprotein-N-acetylgalactosamine 3-beta-galactosyltransferase 1
Molecular function (GO): N-acetylgalactosaminide beta-1,3-galactosyltransferase activity
Source: RefSeq, a predicted model, not a curated record